AUGUCGUCUUCUCCGCCAGCGUCUGGCCGUUCGGCUAGUCCCUCGGACCAGGAGGAUGAUGAUACGAGGACACUGGUCAUGCGUAACAAGGGCUCCGAGGCUGCCAAGCGGAAACGAGCCUGGACGAAUGGCGCCGGACGCGGUGCCUCUCGACGUCGCACCCACGACCCCACCGACGACGACGAGGGCAACGAGGACGACGAUGACAAUUCGGACGAGUACGACCCGGACCAGCCCAUAGAGGAGAGACGCGUGCUUCAGCGGGGCCUGCGAGAGCUGAGGGAAGAGACGAGGCUGAACAAGGACAAGUACAUCCAGCCGGGCGACGACGGUCUGCGCCGCACCCUACGAAAGGCAAACACUCUGAAUCGCAAUGUGAAGCAGACCACAGAGGCUACCCUCGACUCACGUCUAAUGGUCGAGACCGUCGAGCUGUCCUACAAAAAGACGGCCGCUCUGACAUCCGGCGAUGCCGGCCAGGGCGUUGAUAUAGACGGCUUUGUCACAGAGUGCUUGCGUUACAUGAGAUUAGGCGCCGGUAUUCACGACGACGAUGCCCAGGAGCUGACAAGUACACAGCGCCAACGGAGGCGCUCCAGCAGAGGUCCCAGGGGCGGCCGAGGGGGCUCCGACGAUGAGGACGAGAUCGGCGACGAAGGCGAUGCCUGCAACUGGGAGCAUCUGGGUAGAUUUGCCUGUCUCCCCCACGUCCGCCGACCUGCUACCCCUGGAUUCCUUCUUGGACCCCUCUCUGUUGAGAAAAAGGCCCGGAAGGUCGCCAAGAGGAGUGCACCGUUCAGGCCCAACAGCUUACGGGAGACGCGGCCGGAAGUCCUCGAGGCCAAGGACAUCCAGAGGAAUGAAGACAAUGACCUGGCUGCCAUUUGCAGCAAAACCUAUAGGCGUCUGGAAGAGGUCCACGAGGAAGCCCAAGAUUCGGCCGAGGCAGCGUUCGAGGCGGAUAACGCCGAGGAAGGGCAUCGCAUCAUGCAGAAAUUUGGCCUGCGGACCAACGGCGGCAUCGACUACUUCAAAUUCGUCAUUAACCCCAAAUCAUUCGGCCAAACCAUCGAGAACAUGUUCUAUGUCAGCUUCCUGAUCCGUGACAACAAAAUCAGCCUCGAGUUUGACGACGACGGCUUCCCAACCCUCGCUCCAGUCGAGGCUUCCGAACCCGGACCAGGUGGUGCGAGACACGCAUCUAAAAAGCAGCAAGCGAUUUUCCAUCUUGAUCCCGUACAGUAUCGAGCCAUCAUUGAUGCUUUUGAUAUCACCGAAUCACUCAUUGAACACCGGAAAGAACAGACCAACAACGGGCCGGGAGCUCGGGGUUGGUACAAUUAA
Neoarthrinium moseri is the source of this 1344-nucleotide messenger RNA. RefSeq lists its product as uncharacterized. The transcript is spliced from 2 exons. Gene Ontology annotation, cellular component: nucleus; Smc5-Smc6 complex. The record is from RefSeq and is a predicted model, not a curated record. NCBI's taxonomy places the organism in Eukaryota, Fungi, Ascomycota, Sordariomycetes, Amphisphaeriales, Apiosporaceae. Gene Ontology annotation, biological process: DNA repair. The coding region runs from base 1 to 1344 and encodes 447 amino acids.